Abrus precatorius (Indian licorice) is the source of this 1185-nucleotide messenger RNA. RefSeq names its product RING-H2 finger protein ATL2-like. NCBI's taxonomy places the organism in Eukaryota, Viridiplantae, Streptophyta, Magnoliopsida, Fabales, Fabaceae. Bases 46 to 816 code for a protein of 256 amino acids. The transcript has a single exon. The record is from RefSeq and is a predicted model, not a curated record.
UCCAAAAUAUCAGAAUUGAACCUCUCUCUCUGACACAAAUCGAAGAUGGGCAACGACGACGUCGAUGGCAAUGGCAAGGAAAUCCAAUACGAAUCAAAAGACUUCGCUCUCAGCGGCAAGAUAAUGCUAAUCGCCAUCGUCGUUCUCUUCCUCAUUAUAAUCAUAAUGCUCUGUCUCCAUGUCUAUGUCCGAUGGCACCUCGUACGCGCUCGCCGCCGACGAAAUAUCCGCCGCGCUCGCCGACCGCAUUUCGUCUUCUACAUGGACCCCACUGUCGUCACGGUGGCCUCUCGCGGCCUCCACCGCUCCGUGAUCUCUUCCCUCCCAGUCUUCACUUUCUCCCACACCACCCACCCGGACCCAGUGGAAUGCGCCGUUUGUUUGUCGGAGUUCGAAAAUGGGGAAACGGGUCGGGUCUUACCCAAAUGCAACCACAGUUUCCACAUUGAUUGCAUCGACAUGUGGUUCCAGUCUCACUCCACGUGUCCUCUUUGCAGGUCACCUGUGGAGACCCGAACAGACAUUGAGGCCCGACCCGAAGGUGUGGCUUUGUCUGAACCGGAAUCGAGUUUAAGUUCUGAAUUGGGGGUGGGAGGGGAAGAACUGAACGGGUAUGGAGCGGUGGGUUCUUCUUCAUUGCGUGUUGAGGUGCAAGGCAGGAACCAUAGCUUGAGGGUGGAGUCGGAGUCGUCGUUUCGGUCGCCGGUGAGUCGCAUAUUGUCGUUUAAGAGGAUUCUUAGCAGGGAGAAGACGGCAAGCGUUUCGGGUUGUGGUGGCGGGUGCAGCGACAUGACCGAUUUAGACACAGAACGAUGAGACUCAGCGAGUGGAUGACGUGGCGCCGGUGGAAUCGAAAAUGUCAUAUCGAGAAGAUUACAAGCUGGCGGCAGAAGUUACACGUGUGUGACGUGACAAAACUGAUCCUUCCUUUCAGAAUGUUAAUAUUACCUCUGUUGAGGCAAAUUUGGGAAUUUUCUACUUAACCCACCAUUCAUAUUAGAUCCAAUAUUUUUUAAUAAAAUUUAAAAUUACAUAUAAAUUAGUUUAAAUUAAAUCUGUAUGUGGUCCCAUAGUCGGUCUUUAGUAAAAUCUAUUAAAAUCAAUGCAUGUAUCAUUGAAAAUUAUCGGAUGUUUAAUAUUUUAAAAAUAUUUAAUGUAAAACAUUAUUCUUAUUUUAGAAUUUUU